AUGUCGAAGGCCACUACCUCUGCACUUGAGUUUCGGGUUGUAGCCCGUUGCUCAACGACAAAGGCUCGAGCGGCGAACAUGGUAUUGCCGCAUGGUCCUGUAAACACGCCUGUAUUUAUGCCCGUUGGUACACAGGCAUCAUUAAAAGGUGUUCUUCCAGAACAAUUGGAAAAAUUGGGCUGCCAGAUUAUGUUGAAUAAUACAUAUCACCUCGGUUUGAAACCUGGUCAAAAAGUUCUUGACGCAGUUGGAGGUGCUCAUCGAUUCCAAACAUGGACUCGAAACAUUCUCACUGACAGUGGUGGCUUCCAAAUGGUAUCCUUGCUCAAGCUGGCUACCAUUACGGAGGAAGGUGUAAAGUUUCUGUCCCCGGAUGACGGUUCGCCAAUGCUGCUUACACCCGAGCAUUCCAUGUCCCUUCAAAACUCCAUUGGUUCCGAUAUUAUGAUGCAGCUGGACGAUGUCGUCCACACGCUCACGGGACCGGAACGCAUGGAAGAGGCCAUGUACCGUUCCAUUCGCUGGCUUGACCGCUGUAUUAAGGCGCACAAAAAACCCGAGACUCAGAACUUGUUUUGCAUUAUUCAAGGUGGCCUUGACAAACGGUUACGUGAGAUUUGCUGCCGUGAAAUGAUAAAGCGGGAUACCCCUGGAAUCGCUGUUGGCGGUUUGUCUGGAGGUGAAGAGAAAACAGCGUUCUGUGAAGUUGUGAAUACAUGCAGCGAUUUGCUUCCCCAAAACAAACCGAGAUAUCUUAUGGGUGUGGGCUAUGCAGAAGAUUUAGUGGUCUGUGUCGCCCUGGGAAUGGAUAUGUUCGAUUGUGUUUAUCCUACUCGAACGGCUCGGUUUGGUAACGCAAUUACACGAUACGGUAAUAUGAACCUCCGCAACCAUAAGUACAAGUUCGACGAACAACCGUUGGAAAAGGACUGUCAAUGUCCAUGCUGUUUGCCAAAGGAGAAAAACGGUUGGGGCAUUUCACGUGCCUUCUUCCACAGCACAGUUUCCAAAGAGACUGCUGCUGCUCACCUUAUGACCAUUCAUAAUGUUCAUUACCAAUUAAACCUUAUGCGCGAAAUGCGUCAAGCAAUCAUUGAUGAUACAUUCCCGGCUUUUGUGAAACGCUUCUUCAAUGACAAAUAUGAAGGUGACAAGACCAAGUAUCCUUCAUGGGCUGUUGGCGCCUUGCGUACUGUGAACGUCGAUUUGUUGGAAUAAACAGGGCUAUUCGAACCAAUGAUUGUAACUUAUUUUUGUGUUGGAUUUUUUAUGCUUCAUUUAUCAGAUUGAAGCAAACCUUUACUAGAUUAUUCGUUUAUAUAGAUACAAAUGUAUUAUUGUUUUUUUUUUGGCAUUUUUGCGCCAACUAA
This is a messenger RNA of Schizosaccharomyces japonicus yFS275, 1370 nucleotides long. RefSeq names its product queuine tRNA-ribosyltransferase. Bases 1 to 1218 code for a protein of 405 amino acids. Gene Ontology annotation, cellular component: cytoplasm. Gene Ontology annotation, biological process: tRNA wobble guanine modification; tRNA modification. Gene Ontology annotation, molecular function: tRNA-guanosine(34) queuine transglycosylase activity. The record is from RefSeq and is a predicted model, not a curated record. NCBI's taxonomy places the organism in Eukaryota, Fungi, Ascomycota, Schizosaccharomycetes, Schizosaccharomycetales, Schizosaccharomycetaceae. The transcript has 3 exons.